AUGACACUUUAUUCGAAUUUGGUCAAAGUUUUUAGAGAUUAUUAUAAAAAGAAAAAGGACUCGAGAACUUUCCAAGUGGUCCAAUAUAUUAUUUUUACUUGGUUCAUUUUUGCAAUAUGCGGAUUUUUGGCAUACGGAUUGUCGGUGGCUUUUUGGUACUAUAUGGACAGUCCAAUAUUGGAAAAACCAGAGGUCACAGGGUACAGGCCAGAGAAUUGGAGCCAGCAUUUAUUGGAGUCUAGACCAGAAGAUAAUUCGAAUACAUCCUCAGUGGUUUGUGAUAAACGAUUGGUUGGGUACUACACGGACUACACGAGAGCCAUAAUUCGAAACGAGCAGAUUCUGAAACUCACCCAUGUGAUUUAUCUGUUGCUUGAUGUGUAUCCAAAUGGAGUUGUGAAAGUUUUGGACGAGCAAAAGGAUACGAGUUUUUUGAAAAAAGUGGAAUUUGCAAAACGAUUGAAUCCAAAACUGAAAGUGAUGGUUGGAGUUGGUGGAUAUCAAUUUGCGAGGCGGUUUUCUUCUGUAGCCGGGGAUGAGACGAAGAGACAAACAUUCCAAAUUUCCGUUACUGCAUUCCUCAUUUAUCAUAAACUAGACGGUGUGGAUAUUUUCUGGGCAUGGCCGAAAGCUGAAGAUCGGGAAAACUGCCUAAAGCUAAUCAAAGGAUUACGUCAAAACCUCCCGGCUCAAUUCCUCAUUUCUAUGAUUCUACCUCGAUUGGCGCAGCAGCUAGAUGGAUACAUUUUGAAUUCUCUCGUGGACUACGUCGAUUUCUUCAGUGUUCUAUCUUACGACUACUUUGGGCCAUUACCAGGCAAUGAUGCAAAUCUUGGACCCAUAUCUCCAUUAUAUGGUGGACAGAGAGGUAAUGUGGAUGGAACUAUGAAACGGCUCUCAUGUGAGAUCAGAAAACCAAGCCAGCUCAAUAUGGGAAUCACAUUGUAUGGAACCUAUUGGAGCAAUGUAGAAAGUGGACUUGGACAAAAAACAGAUGAUAUUUGGAGGCUUGCAGAGGUUGAAAACGGACCUGGAUAUUCGAUUGGAUGGCGAGAAAUGGAGCAGAGAAAUUGGAAUUUGUCAUCUGCAAACUGGCAUGAAGCAUCUAAAAGUUCCUAUAUCUGGAACCCAAAAAACAAAAAGCUUUUGGGAUUUGAGAAUGAGAAGAGUCUUCAGGAAAAAGUGGUUUAUGCAAAGAACAAGAAUAUUGGAGGAAUCGUGGUAUGGACCAUGGAUCAGGAUGAUGUAGUGAUUGAUGGAUGUAGUGAUUGA
Molecule: messenger RNA, 1272 nt
Organism: Caenorhabditis briggsae
Lineage: Eukaryota; Metazoa; Nematoda; Chromadorea; Rhabditida; Rhabditidae
Exons: 3
Coding region: 1-1272 (423 amino acids)
Biological process (GO): carbohydrate metabolic process
Molecular function (GO): chitin binding
Source: RefSeq, a predicted model, not a curated record